Molecule: messenger RNA, 522 nt
Organism: Schistosoma margrebowiei
Lineage: Eukaryota; Metazoa; Platyhelminthes; Trematoda; Strigeidida; Schistosomatidae
Source: the annotation of a GenBank genome assembly
AUGCACUUACAAUUUCACAAAAUAUAUAAAAAAUCUCUUUUCAAGAAAAAUGUUUCAGAAAGUCAAAAUGGAACAAAUUUAUUUAAUGGUUCAAAUAAUAAUAGUACUGUUUGUUUAUCAGUAAUCAACCCUAAAACUCGUCUAUUUCAACAUGAAAGAUGUAGACCACCAUUAAGUUGUGCAGCUGGUGUAGGAUUGUCGAAAACUCGUUCCAAUUUUAUUACUGAAAAUUCAUUGAAAUGCUUACUAGGAUCAAUUAAACAACGUGGUAGUGGCGGCCAUGUUAUCCACCACAAUAAUAACAAUAAAAAUUCAAUUUCACUAAAUUCUGACGCUCUACCAAACUCAUCAUUUACACGUGCAAUAUUAGAUCCGGAAACAGCGAUGCAACAAAAACGUCAACGCAUAUUAGAAGCUAAACUUAUGCAAAUGUUACAUCAUGAUAAUAUUGAAUCAGAAUCCUAUGUUCAACUACUUUCUAUGGAAAAAUAUGCGACACGUUUCAUGUGUCUUGUGUCUUAA